Messenger RNA from Metarhizium brunneum ARSEF 3297, 1296 nucleotides. RefSeq lists its product as uncharacterized. Lineage: Eukaryota; Fungi; Ascomycota; Sordariomycetes; Hypocreales; Clavicipitaceae. The record is from RefSeq and is a predicted model, not a curated record.
AUGGAAUCGCGCUCCAGAAUCACCACAAGUGGUGCGAGUCAUCGCAUGAACCGACCAAAUUGUCCCUGCGAAGAUUGCCAAAUCCAGUUCGAAUACGAGAUCCAGACUCUUACGCCAGCUUCGGAGUUCACCCGCACGCUCAAUGACGACGAAGUUCGCUCUCUGCUGUCCGGUUUCAUCAACGACGCCAUUAUUGCCAGAGCCUCCUUAAAGAAUACGCUGGAGAAUCAUGGGGACACUAUCAUGUCGCGGUGGAAGAAGAUGAGCCAAGUCAAGCGCCGGGCAGUUCUCGAACAAAUCCAGCCCCCCAUUGCAAACGAGACAGCAGUGGACAUGCAAUGCCUGUAUAAUUCGUCCGUCACUCACUUGGGCAACAGAGAUAGCGUCAUGCGGAAGCAGUUUUUAUUGCCGUGGUUAAGUAUUAACCGGCUUACGUCCAGCGUAUCCGCAUUGUUUGCCUUGCUACACGUUCGAACCGAGUACCAUCCGCACGAGUGGGCAUCUUUUGACGCGGAUCAGCUAAGUCAGCCCUGGAAACAUGAAUACCUCAAACUCGAACACUCAGACAAAUCUAUAUCCAUGGAGGAAGCAUGUUAUGGGUCAAUUGUGCAGCGUGACCAUGAUGUCGUCUCCCGCAACAUUCUCGACUUUCCUCAAGCAUCUUCGGUCCUGGAGGCGCAGGCACAUUUGAUGACUUUACUUUGCAAAAUUGUUGGCGGCAUACUCCAUACAAAUCGAAGAGGCGUCCUUCACAGAAACAGCCGAGACAAAGCCCGAACCAAGCCCGAACCAAGCCCUUUCGUGCAUUUUGGCAGUUCCAGCUCCAACAGUUGCAAACCAGUCAUUGAAGUGGCGACUGCUUCGGACAAAAUCAAGACUAGGAGCACUGAACGAGCUGGGUCGGAACCUGCCACGGAAGAUAACAGCACCACAGAGAAGCCGAUUGUCAAAAAGAGAGCAGUUCCAAAACAUUAUCUUGAGAUAUUCCAUCUUAUGUUCCCCAUGUCAUCUGAAGAAAGAUGUAGAACGAUCAAGUGGGAUGAGUUCGUGCAUUCCAUGAACCACGCCGGCUUUAUAGUAAGCAGCUGCGGCGGUUCGGCAGUCCGGUUCGAAUUGCAUGGCUCACCAGACGACCAAGGCACCACGAUCAGCAAAACCAUUAUAUUCCACCGCCCUCACCCAGUUCCAAAGGUUGAUCCUAUUAUGCUACGUUCCGAGAUUGGCCGCCGGUUGACCCGGCGAUUUGGGUGGACGAGAGAGCAUUUUGUCCUGGCUGGUGUAGACCAAACUCCAUGA